This is a messenger RNA of Helianthus annuus (common sunflower), 1224 nucleotides long. RefSeq lists its product as uncharacterized. Lineage: Eukaryota; Viridiplantae; Streptophyta; Magnoliopsida; Asterales; Asteraceae. The record is from RefSeq and is a predicted model, not a curated record. Bases 1 to 1224 code for a protein of 407 amino acids. The transcript has 2 exons.
AUGAAUCCAUUCAACCCAAACAACCCCAACCCGAACAAUCCUAACCCAAACCAACCUAACUUUUUUUCGACUCCCGCUUACACUCCGACUAUCGAUCCUUCAUUGGUGUCUCCGCAAUUUACGUUUUCGGGUUUCCAACAAUCACCCAACGCCUUCAAACAAAUGUCCCAAGUUCAACAAAUGCAACAAUACCAAGCACUCCAACAAUUCAUGCAACGCAACUCGUUUGAACAAUUCCAAUCGCAACCGCCAACUUCCCAACCGCAACUCCCGGUUCAACUUGACGAUGAUGAUGAAGAAGUCGUCCCCGAAUCGCCACCUCAAGAGCUCAAGCGCAAAAAGAACAAGGGGAAGGGGAAGGCGGUUGAAAUCGUACCCGAAACCGCGCCAAAAAGCGGUUCGAGAGCAAAGCCGAGACCUUGGACAAAAAUAGAGGAGGAGGCGCUAGCAAUGGCGUUUGUUAAGUCCUCAACUUGCCCGAUUAUCGGGAACAACCAAACGGGUAGUAGUUUUUGGAAGGCGACAACGGAAAGAUUUAACGGGAUUAUGGAGCAAGGCCCGAUGCGUGAUCUCGAUUCCGUCUCGGGCAAGUGGCGUAAAAUGAGCAAGGCCAUCAAUACCUUUAGCGGGUAUUAUAACCAAAUUUACACUAAUCCUCCUAGUGGGAGUAACGAUGAGGACAUUCUUAACCUUGCUUUGGCUAAGUGGGACUCUAAAAAUUCAACGCCUUUCCCGCACCUCCGAGCAUGGAACAUUUUAAAGAAAGAAAACAAAUGGAAGCCGGUUCCAAAUGAGGUCGCAACCGCCAAACGAAGUAAAACUUCUGAGUCCGGAAGUUAUAGUGCGGGAGGCUCCACCGCUCCUUGUCAAAUCGACAUAAACGACGACCCGGAAUAUGACGAGGAUGUGUUGCCCGUUCACGAGUCGGAACGUCCCACCGGAAGGGACAAAGCAAAAAAAGCGGCGGCUGGAAAGCGAAAAGGGGGCGGCUCGAGCCAAACGACUUCGGGGGCGGGUUCGAAAAUGGACGAGUUGAUAUCCGAAUUCCGUUCGUUCAGAGAGCUCGCGGCCGAAAAAUAUAGUUACAAGAAAACCUUGUCGGCCGACUAUGCUCGAGCGGAGGAUUUUAGGAUUAUGAGGUUGGAUCUCGACUCGGUUUCGGAAGAUGAAUGCGAGGUUUAUCGGAGGAUGAAAGAGGAGAUUAAGAAAAAAUUGACGUCGUAG